This is a messenger RNA of Lodderomyces pseudojiufengensis, 960 nucleotides long. It is a transcript of the gene COQ3, whose product is annotated as hexaprenyldihydroxybenzoate methyltransferase. The record is from RefSeq and is a predicted model, not a curated record. The transcript has a single exon. Gene Ontology annotation, molecular function: 2-methoxy-6-polyprenyl-1,4-benzoquinol methyltransferase activity. The coding region runs from base 1 to 960 and encodes 319 amino acids. Gene Ontology annotation, biological process: ubiquinone biosynthetic process. NCBI's taxonomy places the organism in Eukaryota, Fungi, Ascomycota, Pichiomycetes, Serinales, Debaryomycetaceae.
AUGAAUAUACGAGCAUUAUCUAAGUCUACAAGACAAUGGCAAUCGAUAAGGAGAUUUAGUAAUAGCACUUCAUGGUUGCAUCAAUUGAAUGAAGGUUACACAAGCUCGUCUGCUUCUGAAACUUCACAUUUCAACGCGUUAGCAUCAUCAUGGUGGGAUGUCAAUGGUCCUCAAAGGAUCCUACAUAAAAUGAAUUUGUUAAGAAUGGAUUUUAUAUACGAUACAAUAGAACUGCAUUUAAAACUAAAUGCUAAUGUGGCGUCAGAGGAGGAUGAAAUUUAUAUUCCACCUUUUAAUGUUGAUUUACUACCUACACAAAUUAAAAAUAAGAUAGUGGAAGAUCAAAAUGUUAGAAAAGAACAACUAUUGGAUAUAACAAGAUUAAAUGUGUUGGAUGUUGGAUGUGGUGGUGGUAUACUAUCUGAGUCCAUGGCUAGAUUACCAUUUGUUGGAACUGUACGAGGUAUUGAUUUAUCCAAAGAUGUGUUAGAAGCUGCAAAUCUACAUAAGGCUAAAGACCCUAUAUUAGCAAACAAAUUGGUUUAUGAAUUGUGUGCUAUAGAGAAUUUACCAAAAGAUGAAAAGUAUGACAUUGUUACUAUGUUUGAAGUUUUGGAACAUGUGGAUUAUCCAUCUAGAGUAUUACAAGAAGGUUUAGAAAGAUUAGAUGUUGGAGGUUGGUUAUUUUUGUCAACUAUUAAUAGAGAUCCCGUAAGUUGGUUUACCACUAUAUUCAUGGGUGAGCAUAUCUUGAAGAUUGUUCCAGUUGGAACUCACACUUUGGAAAAAUACAUCAAUCAAUAUGAGAUCAAAGAUUGGUUACAAGAAGAUUCAUCUCGAAGUCAACAAUUCCAAGUUGCUUCCACCAAAGGUUGUGUCUAUUUACCGUCAUAUGGUUGGAAAUUUACCUCCUGUCCCGAUGUUGGGAACUAUUUCAUGGCUAUUCAACGUAAAUUUUAA